AGGAAAAUGAACCCUGUUGGUUAAAGAGAGUGGGUUGAUCUCAGAUCCUUCCUGCUCUUUUAUUCCUCCGCUCUCUGUCAUCCUCUCUCUCUUUCUUCUCCUCCUCUGGACGAACUCACAGCAUCCAUCAUCUCCAGCCUGCACUCUAUGAGACUCUAUACAAUCCUUCAUCUGCACGAGGGCUUUUCAAGAAGAAUCCAAGAAUAAUGAGAUCAGCGAUGUUCCUGCAUGUACUGCUGCGUGCCAUCUGCCUCUUCGUCUUGUCAUCUUCUGCCAUCCUCAGUCCUGCAGCAGAUGAGACCACAUUCUUACAAGUGACCAUUCCAGAUAGCCCCCCAGUGUCUGCCAUCUUGGGGGGCUCCUUGACUCUGCCCUGCUUGGUGAGUCUCUCCCGGACCCCAUCUUUCGGUCGACAUGCUGUACUGACUCAGCCACGAGUCAAAUGGAGCUUUCUUUCAUCAAACAAAGAGACAGAGAUCUUAGUGGCCCGUGGUGAGAGGGUAAAGGUGAGUGAGUUGUAUAAAGGCAGGGCAUCGCUGCUGAAUUAUGCUGCCUCUUCAGCUGAUCUCACCCUCAGACUGGAGGAACUGAUGCACAACGAUACAGGCUUCUACCGCUGUGAAGUCCAGCACGGCUUGGAGGAUGCUCAUGACCAGGCCCAAGUCAAAGUAAAAGGUGUCGUCUUCCAUUAUCGCAAUACCUCAAGUCGCUAUGCCUUCACUUUUGAUGAGGCCAAAGAUGCGUGUGAAUAUAUUGGAGCUCAGAUUGCUUCUCCAGAACAGCUGCUGGCUGCGUACCGCAGUGGUUAUGAACAGUGUGACGCUGGCUGGCUUUCUGAUCGCUCCGUUAGAUACCCAAUCCAGAUGCCACGUGAAGGGUGUUUUGGAGACAUGGAUGGAUUACCAGGCGUUCGAAACUAUGGCAUGGUGGAUAAUGAUGAACUAUAUGAUGUGUACUGCUAUGUGGAAAACAUUCAUGGAGAGGUUUUUCAUGGGUCAUCCCAACAGCGCUUCAACUUGUCGGAAGCGAAGACAUACUGUGAGCAGCAGGGAGCUCAGCUAGCCACAACUGGCCAACUGUAUGCCGCCUGGAAUGAUGGUCUGAACCACUGCAGUCCUGGCUGGCUUGCUGAUGGAAGCGUUCGGUACCCCAUUGUGACCCCUCGUGAACGGUGUGGGGGUUCUGAACCUGGUGUCAAGACAGUUUAUCGUUUUACCAAUCAAACGGGAUUCCCCGAACCACAAACUCAGCAUGACGCUUACUGCUUCAGAGCUAACAGCAACUCUCAGACAGUCUCACCUAGAGAUCAUAUGGCGACAGAGCCAGAGGACACCGAGGAACAUAUUGUGACUUUAGCAGAUCCUGAAGAGGAGUAUAGUGUGGAUCAGAUCACUCAACAGUCAGAAAAUGAAGUACAGGGGGCUGUUGAGUCCUUCUCCAUUUACAGCACACAGACUACUUCACAACCAGAGGAACACAACCACAGCACAAGACAGGAGGCUGUUGAGUCUUUCUCCAUUUACAGCACACAGACUACUUCACAACCAGAGGAACACAACCACAGCACAAGACAGGAGGCUGUUGAGUCUUUCUCCAUUUACAGCACACAGACUACUUCACAACCAGAGGAACACAACCACAGCACAAGACAGGAGGCUGUUGAGUCUUUCUCCAUUUACAGCACACAGACUACUUCACAACCAGAGGAACACAACCACAGCACAAGACAGGGGGCUGUUGAGUCUUUCUCCAUUUACAGCACACAGACUACUUCACAACCAGAGGAACACAACCACAGCACAAGACAGGGGGCUUUUGAGUCUUUCUCCAUUUACAGCACACAGACUACUUCACAACCAGAGGAACACAACCACACCACAAGCUCUCAGUUAGAUGAAGAUAGCACCUAUAGAGACUCCACCAUCCCAACCAGCACAGAGAGAUAUCUUGAGUCCACUGAGGUCACCUGGCAAAAAAUUGAGUCUGUUCCAGAGAUUUACAUAGAUCCAAAACACAUCGAUUUCACACAAAAAGGAGAACCAGAUAUAAAAGCUUCAGCAGUUGAUGGUGUUAAAAGCAGCAAUCAUAGACACUACCAACCAAUGCCAGAUACCAACCUACAGCCGGGAGAGCCCAUUGAUGUCAUCCCACCUACAGAGGCUCAGCCUGAGACUACAGAGGGAACGUCCUCUCAACCGAAGGAGAUAAAUGGGUCCAAACACUUCCAACCCAUGCCUGAAACCAACCUAGAGGAUGAGGAUAAAGAUCAUGUGACUAGUGAGAUAUCCGUGACCACUGAGGAUACUACACUGGAAUAUGACUUAAGCAAAGUCACCACAACUCAGCGUUCUUCAGUUAAGUCAAGUCCCUCAACAUACCUACCUGAAGGUGCUACAGUAGAAGACAAUGCAGGAAAUAUCACAGAAACUCCAGAGCCGGAUGAAGACUGGGGUCUUUUUACACACACAACUCAGUCCACAUCAACAAGCGCAUCCAGCACUGAAGGUUGGUUGGAGGGUUCAGGUGAGGAUUUGACCUUGUUUUUCACGGAAAAGGCCGAACAUCUGGUCACCUCGCAUAAAUCAGAGACAUAUGGAGCUUCAGCACCUGAGACUAUGACAGAGAGCUUCUCAUUAACACAUCUGAACAGUAUUAGCCCAACUUUUACACCCAGACAUGAAGACACUUCUGCAGACCAUCACGAUGCUGAGGAGAUCUCAACUGAGACCCUUCUUGUGUCUCUUGGUGCAGUUGAUAAUGCCAGUGAUUAUUCGACCGUGAGCACGUCACAGAAGGAGCCUGAAUCUUCUGAAAGUUCUGGCGAUCAUGAUGACAUCCUGCCAGUCACACUUUUGACCACCCCAAUGCCUCACCUGUUGGGAACAUCAACCACACAUGGGCCUGUACAGGUAGAAUUCAAUUCUCCACAGGAAAUGGAAGGUGUCCCCUCUGAAAGCACAACUCCAUCUGGCCUUGGGAUAGUAGAAGAAGAAUUUGAUAAAGUGGAGCAGGAUGGGCUUGGAGAGGAACCUAAUCAACGAAUCGCCACAUCCACUGAGCUUUAUAAGUCUACUGUAAAUUUUAGCAUUGAUGGCAGUGAUGAGGAAGAGUCUUCCGGAGAAAGAGAACCUUCAGGAAACAGGUCUUCAGUUAUUAAUUAUCCAUACUCAGAUGUGGCCAUCAUCACUCCCUCUAAUCUGACAAAUAUGCAAGACCUUAAUGAAACAAAUAGUGAGGAUGAUGAUGAUGAUGUUGAUGAUGAUAAUCAGGCCAGCACUGUGGAAUCCAUGAAAAGUCUGGAGGUUACAUUUCUUCCUCAUGGGACCCAAAGUCCCAUCUGGCAAAAUGUGGCAUCAUCCACAAACCCAGGAGAGUUCAGAGCAGAUGUUGAAUUCAGUGGGGACGCAGCACUUACCACAGAUGACAUCAAGGCCUUAGAUGAAUCUGACUCCACCAUUGCACCCAUCAAUGAGAAAACAACGCAAACCCAAAAACCAUCCACUAUGUCAGCCAACAAUGAAGACGAUGAUGACGAUGAUGAUUAUGAACUCAUGACUAAAGCAAACGCAGACAAUACAGAAGAUGAGAAUUAUGUCAAAACCACACCUGAGUCUUCCACUCUACCUGCCAGACCCACACAGAGAGUGCUGGUCAGGACAGGCUACAUUUCAGAUGCAUGUCUGGAGAACCCUUGUAAAAAUGGAGGCACCUGUGUGGACAGUGGAGCAGGUCACAGGUGUCUCUGUCUGCCAACUUAUGGAGGAGACUUUUGCGAGACAGAUCUAGAGCACUGUGAACCAGACUGGGAAAAGUUCCAAGGGUUUUGUUACAAACAUUUUACGAAACGGCAGAAAUGGGAGGUGGCAGAGCAGCACUGUCGCAUGUGCGGAGGUCACCUGGUCUCUGUUAUGUCACCUGAGGAACAGGAGUUUAUCAAUGAUAAAUACAGGGAGUAUCAGUGGACGGGUCUCAAUGACAAAACCAUUGAAGGAGAUUUCCACUGGUCAGAUGGGAACCCUCUGUUGUACGAGAACUGGUAUCGUGGACAACCAGACAGCUACUUCCUGUCAGGAGAAGAUUGUGUUGUCAUGGUGUGGUACGAUGAUGGGCGUUGGAGUGAUAUCCCUUGUAACUACCAGCUGUCCUACACAUGCAAGAAGGGCAUUGCAUUCUGUGGGCAGCCCCCUUUCGUACUGCACACUAAAUUGUUUGGACGUCGUCAACUAAAGUAUAGGGCCAAUUCACAGGUGCGCUACUACUGUGAGCCAGGCUUCAUCCAGAGACAAAACCCUAUUAUCACAUGUCAGAGCAAUGGACAGUGGGAGGAGCCUAGGAUCACUUGCUCACCAGUGGGAUCAGCAUACUCAAAUGGAGAACCGGUAACAUGGCCCACAGGUCAGAACAAGGAAAUAAUCAUAGAGGAGACAACAACAAAAACAACAACAAGAGAAUAUGUGGAUAUAAAAUGGAACUUUUAGAACAAGCACACGACAUUCUUUCUCUCUCCUGUUUAUCAUGUCAUCCCUUCGUUUAUCCUCCUUAAAAAUGUCCAUCGAUCAGCUCUACAAAGUUCCUUAUAUAACAGAAAUGUUAUAAAAAAAAUGGUCCCACUUAACUUUUUUUAAAGGGGACUUCCAAUUGGAUAACAGUUUAAAUACACCAAACAUUUGUAAAAGGAUACUUAAAUUAGACUAAAAGGUCAUUAAUGUUUUUUUUUUCUUCACUCAGCUCUUUUAUUUGACCCUUUUCUCUCUCUAGACCUUGACACUGAAUUACAUUUUGUAAUUCUAAGAUACCAUAAAAGCACACUUGAUAAAAUGCAACUUCCAAACAAAGCUUGUAACCACUUGGACCAGACACCUGUUCUUUCUUUCUGUCUUUUUUUUUUUUUUUUUUUUUUUUUUUAUAAAUUAUGAGAUAAACCUAUGAACAAAUGCACUAACAUCAUCUUGUCUGAAUCAUUUUGUUUUUCAUUGUUGUUCUGUAGUGACUAAUUAUGUCCUCAUCAGCAGUAUUAAUUCUUAAACAUUCAGUGUGCUGUGUUUUUCCUCAUUUAGAAUUGCCAACCAAGACUCAACUUUAGAACCUUUAGGCUAACAAUGACACAAUUUUAGCAUUAACUAACAGGAAUUCCUUAAUAAAAAAUAAAAAAAACAGGAAUAUUCGUAUGCUUGUUGUUGGCUUUAAAGUACUCUGAAAGAAAAAGUUUUAAAAAAUCUGUAACCUUUGUGAACUUAAUCAAGUCAGUUGAGGCAUAUCAACCCAUCCUUUGUGUUGAUGUUGGGUCAGCAAAGCUUUAUGAAGCAGGGAAAAUUCCUUAUGAACUCCACAAAAUUCUGUGACUCGGUGCUCAGUUUUUCAGGUCUGUAUUGUACUCUGGAGGAUGGCCAUUUCCAGAAGACUACUAUCAAGUUUCAUUUGAUUCAGUGAUGCAUCACUAACAAAACCAUAUUUUAGUUUUUGAUGGCCUGAAACCAGGGCAUAUUUUAUCACUCUAGAAACAUGAAAUGAAUGACAUUCCAAGCAAUCAGAGCAAUCACAAUAAAAUAGUUAUCACAAUAAGAAA
Carassius auratus (goldfish) is the source of this 5566-nucleotide messenger RNA. It is a transcript of the gene bcan, whose product is annotated as brevican. Gene Ontology annotation, cellular component: synapse; perineuronal net. The transcript has 14 exons. Gene Ontology annotation, biological process: positive regulation of neuroblast proliferation; cell adhesion; glial cell differentiation. NCBI's taxonomy places the organism in Eukaryota, Metazoa, Chordata, Actinopteri, Cypriniformes, Cyprinidae. The coding region runs from base 207 to 4478 and encodes 1423 amino acids. The record is from RefSeq and is a predicted model, not a curated record. Gene Ontology annotation, molecular function: hyaluronic acid binding.